UGGACAGAGCUGAGGAAAGCAGCUCUAAAGAACAUAGAACAUUAGGAGAACGAGAGUGGGAUUCCAGAUGCCAGAAAAAGUCAAGGGAACACACCGUAUAGACCAAUAGAUCACUGAUCCCACUGCAUGGUUGCAUGCCCUACUCAGACACACAGGUCUUCAUUAUCACCAGUCUGGUCUGAACAACAAGAAUAAAAAAAUCUUCCCAAUGGCCAAUGACAGUUAUAUCUUGAAUUCAUGCAACUCCUCCGGCAGCAGUUAUACGGAUCCCAAGACCGUGAGUAACCCCAUCACCACAGCCAUAGGAGCUCUUAUCAUGAGCAUAGUCUUCCUCCUUGGUGUCCCAGGAAACCUGUUCAUCAUCUGGAGCAUCAUGGUCCGCGCCCGCAGACGCUCCGUCACAACCAUCCUCAUCCUCAACCUGGCUUGCGCCGACGGCGUCCUCAUGUGCCUCAGUAUCUUCUUCAUCGUCUACCUGGCAAGGCGGAACUGGGACUUUGGUCUCAUCAUGUGCAAAGUCCUGUUCUAUCUGUGCAACACAAACAUGUAUGCCUCCAUUUUCCUCAUCACGCUGAUGAGCCUGCACAGGCUGGUGGCGGUGGUGUGGCCCACGCGAGUGACACCCCAUGCCAGCAAAAAGAUAAUAGUGCGGGCCAUAGCUGUGCUCUGGGUGUUGGUGUUCUUGAUUUCUAUCCCUGCUCUGUUGUACAGAACAGUGGAGGAGAACGAACAAGGAGACCCAGACCAGAAACGCUGGGUUUGUAACUCUCAUCACAAUACGACUCAAGAGGUGGUGUUCCAGUACACCUUUGAGACAACAGUGGGAUUCCUGGUUCCUUAUGGACUUAUAGUGAGCAGCUAUAUCUGCAUUGUGAGACGCAUCAGACAGACCAAGUUUCGUCGCAAUGUCCGCAGUGAAAAACUCAUCCUGGCUAUCGUUGUAACAUUUGGCAUCUUCUGGUUACCCUAUCACAUUAUCAACAUAAUACAGGUGGUGGCUACGCAGCUUAAAGAACCCAGCAUAAAAGCUAGACUAAAUGACAUAUGGAGACCCAGUCGGGCUGUGACCUCUGCUCUGGCCUUCAUCAGCAGCUGUGCCAACCCUAUUCUCUACACGUUUGCUGGAAAGUCUUACAUCAGAGGGGACGGAAUGGCCUUCAUGGCCAGGCUCUUUGAGGGGAUAUCGCUGGACUACGGGUUAAGGAAGGGUCGGCAGAAAAGAGAUAUUGAGGGAACGGGAAUUAAAGAAACUUUGAGUCUCAGCAGCACAGCAGAAAAUGUUGUGAAGAAUGGAAUAUAGACACAAAGAGUUAAGGAUUGUACUGCACAUACUGUACUAUUAACCCAUCAGGACAGCGCACUUCUGCACACAGACUGCUUAGAAGCCUAUUUACUGGCUGCUCCUCUAAUAGUCCAUACAGAACCAUCUGAAACAAUCCCUACAAUAUUUAAUGUCCCUGGGUCAGUGUUAUAGGUCCUAGGUAUAGGACCACAAAUAUAAUAGUUCCUGAAAAACAAGACAAAAGACAAGCUUUUUUUGUGCAGCGUUCUACUUUGAGAGGAAUCUUUUAUUAACCAUUUCAUCAAAACAAAGUCUGUCAGUAUUUCCUUUUUUUCUGUUUUAUUAUCCUAUGGUAUGAAAUCAUUGUUUUCACUGAAUUUACAUUUAACUUUAUGUAUACAGGCAAAUUGUAUAUUUCUUUAUAUAUAUAUAUAUAUACACAUACACACACAUUUCACAGCACAAAUAUACAACCUAUCAGACACACGCAAGCAAAACCUCCAGGACUCAAUUCAUUCAAGGGCACAAAGCAUAUAAGCUUUUAUUCCACUUCUGGGUUGAAUGAAAGUAAAGUAAAGGUGGUCUUACCUAGUUCAUAAGCUAGCAUUGGUGUGCAGUGGAUCAGCCACUUUCUAAAAAGUAUACCUCUAAAGCAGAGCUUAGAUCUUGAAACAUGUAGAACCUUUGAGUGCAAUCUUCCUAAACAUAGAUCCAGAUCCUGAACCCUACGUAGGACAUGGAUGUAUGUAUAAACAAUGUUUCAUUAUUCUGAACAUCACAGCACUGUACACUUUACACCAGUGUGUAAUGUUGCAAGAUUAUCUGUGAAUGUACAUUAGGCUAUGUCUCAUUUGAAAUGUGGCUCAACAAGAACAUUGAUGUUGCCUAUAUCGGAAGAUAAGACAGGGAUGGCGCUUAUACAUGAUAAACUAUAAUUGGCCUGAUGAUAGCUCAGUUACGGAAUGGCAUUAGACUUCUCUCCUCUUUUUCCAUUCAUCCAUUUGCGGUUUCACAGUGGUGCGGGUCUGGAUGCAGGAAUUAACUAUGCGGUGAAACGUGCCCAUGUAGCGUCAUGUAAAUGGCAUCCAGAUCCAAACAUCAUACAGGUUAUGCUGUAAUAGAUGACAAGUUUCACAGGCAACCCAGAUCUGAUCCAUUCACUUUGAGCAAACCCAGCCAGUCCAAUUCUGAUCCGAUCUGAACCAGUGAUCCUGAAAAAACACUGGCAGCCCAGUUCUGAUCCAGUAAUUUUGUCAAAUCAGAUCAGCUAUUUGGGGUCUUGUUCACGAGUGAGGGAAGGAUGG
Messenger RNA from Esox lucius (northern pike), 2586 nucleotides. It is a transcript of the gene ltb4r2b, whose product is annotated as leukotriene B4 receptor 2b. The transcript has 5 exons. Gene Ontology annotation, molecular function: complement receptor activity; G protein-coupled receptor activity. Gene Ontology annotation, biological process: complement receptor mediated signaling pathway; positive regulation of cytosolic calcium ion concentration; inflammatory response. Bases 209 to 1300 code for a protein of 363 amino acids. The record is from RefSeq and is a predicted model, not a curated record. Gene Ontology annotation, cellular component: plasma membrane. NCBI's taxonomy places the organism in Eukaryota, Metazoa, Chordata, Actinopteri, Esociformes, Esocidae.